GGAUGGCUCUGCCAUCUUGUCUUCUUUGUCUUCUAUGUUUCUACAUAUGACCGUCCGCAAGCAAUGCCCAAGGCAAAGAAGCACAGGCGCAAAGCUUCGAUAACUUCAUCUAGCUUAACAGGAGUCCCUCUGCCAUCAGGUUCUUCUAGCAAUCCAUCUUCCACUCGUACUUUCAUCCGCCAGUUUCAUGUCCUUAUCAAACGAAAGGCACAACUACAAAGGCUUUUGGAAGAGCCUAGGAUCAGAAAGUUUGAUGAACAGGACGCUACAAGGAAAGAGUUAGCUUCGAUCGAGCGAGAGAUCACGAAUCUUGGUGGUCUCGAAACUUACCAGAGGAUGUCGAGUAUCGGACAAGGCAAUGACAGAGGAGGCGGUAGUGAGAAAGUCCUCAUUGGAUGGUUGAAUGAGUUUUCUGAACCUCAGAGGCUGUGUGAGACAAACGGCCGUUUCAAGCUGCUCGAAGUUGGAGCACUGAAGCAUGAUAAUUAUGCUGCACACGCCUCAUGGAUAGACAACACCCCAAUAGAUCUACAUUCGCGACACCCCUCUAUCAAGGAGCAAGAUUUCCUGUUACUGAGUGAGGACCAAAACCGUAGCAAAUGGGACAUCAUUAGCUUGAGCUUGGUUGUCAACUUCGUUCCGGAACCCAAGCAUCGAGGGCGAAUGCUGCAGCUGGCACACACCAUGCUUCGAUCGGAUGGAUACCUUUUCCUCGCAGUGUGUAUCACCCACCCGGUUGUACCUUCGCUGCUGUCUGAUCAUAUAAUGUCCAGCUGCCCCUUCCUUGUAUACUCAAUUCCAGGUACAUGACGCCGGAACACCUUCAAGACCUCAUGCAAAACCUCGGCUUCACGCAAAUGCGCUCUCGGUGGAAGGAAGGCGGCAAGAUGGCGUACUGGUUGUACAAGAAGACAGCAAUUCCUUCACACCGGAAUUUAAUGCCAUAUCAGAAGAAAACUGUCCUUCGUACGGGUAAUCGGAAUAACUUCUGCAUCCUGUUGUAAUGUGCACGAGCGAUGCUGUAUAGAAUGUAUUGUCUAUUCGUUCCGGACUCCUGUUAAGAUACAUAGAUAUACAGUGCAAGAGAAUGAGGUGUCGUGAUAAGGUUAUUCUAGACUCAUUGAAUUCGAUGCUCCUUCCGAUCAGCAUUAUCAUCGGGAUAUAGCUAGAGCUGAUAGCGUUAGUAGUAUCUCUCUCGAAUGUCAUCAAAAGGCUCGCCUUGUGAGGAUUC
This is a messenger RNA of Somion occarium, 1231 nucleotides long. The record is from the annotation of a GenBank genome assembly. Lineage: Eukaryota; Fungi; Basidiomycota; Agaricomycetes; Polyporales; Cerrenaceae.